UAGAAAGAGUAGGACAAACUGACCGUGCGCCUCCUCAAUGUCGCUCCGCGGCUCUCCUCCGCUCCACACGCCAGGUUCCGGUGCUCCGACCCCUGUGGCACUGUACCGGGCAGCUCCGGACACCUCCUCCUCAGUCUCCCGCACCGGGACCUCCAGCCCUCACACCGUCCACUCCGUGUGUCCGUCUCCUCGACUCUCUUCCUCCUCCUCCUCAUCCAUGCUUGGCGCGUUUCUUCCGGGCUCUGGAGGAGCUCCAGGCGGAGUUCCCGGCUCUCUGCUGUCCCCGGGUCUGGGCACCCUAACUGGGCUACAGUCUCUCACCUCGCCGGGCUUGGCUCAGCAGCACACCACCUCCUCCUCAUGUCCCACCAGCAGCGAGUGCAAGCUGGUAGAUGUGCACGGCGUGAAGGUGGCUAGUUUCUGCGUGGACGGUCACGAGCUCAUCUGCCUGCCGCAGGUGUUCGACCUGUUCCUGAAGCACCUGGUGGGGGGGCUCCACACCGUCUACACCAAGCUGAAGCGGCUGGACAUUGUGCCCGUCGUGUGUACGGUGGAGCAGGUGCGCGUCCUUCGCGGACUCGGCGCGAUCCAGCCCGGAGUGAACCGCUGCAAACUCAUCUCCAGGAAGGACUUCGAGAUUCUGUACCAGGACUGCACCAGCGCCAGCUCUCGGCCCGGUCGUCCUCCCAAGCGUUGUUCUGGAGCGGGGAUCCAGGAAAGCCCCAGGCUGCUGCACCCGGGUCUGCCGGGCCUGCUGUCUCCAAAUCUGCUGUCCCACACGGGCCUGACAGCUGCAGCCAUGGCUGAGCUACAGAAGCUCCAGAAGAUGAAGAUGAUGAUGAGUCUGCAGAACGGCAACGAGUCGGACGAUGACCUGCACUCCAACACAGGAGGCAGCGAGUGCUCCUGGGAUAAGGAGCGUCUGACCAGUCCUCCAGCUGCGGCUCACAGCGGAGGAACAGGAGCACCACCGCCACCAGCAGGAGGUGCUGCAGCACUUACAACAGUGGCAGGCGCAGGGAGUGGAAGAGCGCCAUCUAUUGGAGCAGUCAAUCAACAACAGCUGCAACAGCUGUGGAUACUUGCCAACAGGCUAGACCUGCCCUUCAUGAUGAUGCCUCACCCACUGCUUCCCAUGGGCCUGCCUCCUGCCUCUGUUGCCAUGGCCAUGUCACAGAUGAACCACCUCAGUACCAUCGCCAACAUGGCCGCUGCCGCGCAACAGAUCCACACCCAUGUUCAUCGUGCGCCCGUCAUCAAGGAGAGAGUUUGUGACAGUCCGUCUCUGUCUCCAUCUGUGGACGAGAACAACACUCCUGUACAGUCGCAGGCCAGCAGCUCCGCCUCCAGCUCACCUGAGAGACUGGGACUGAUGUCAGCUGAUCCUGAGGUUCCAAUGAGCAACUCUGCUGCAGCCAACAAGAAAAUAACAAAGGACAAAGAAGAGACGUCCUUGGCUCAGGCUCUUCCUCCUGGUUUUCCCGCUCCGUUCUUGUUUGCUGAUGGUCUGUCGUCAGUGGAGACGUUGCUCACUAACAUACAGGGUCUCCUGAAGGUGGCAGUAGAAAACGCUCGAGCGCAGGACAAACAGAUCCAGGCAGAGAAGAGAGAACUGAAGAUGGAGCUGUUCAGAGAGAGAGAGAUGAGGGAGAGUCUGGAGAGACAGCUGAGCUCAGAGCUGCAGAACAGAGCCUCCAUCCAGAAACGUCUGAAGAAGGAGAAAAAGGCAAAGAGGAAGCUGCAGGAGGCGCUAGAGUUUGAGUCCAAGAGAAGGGAGAGAGUGGAGGACGCUCUCAAACACUCCUCCUCCUCUUCUUCUCCUGAGCCGCUGCACGUUAACAACAACGGAAGCAGUCUGGCAGAUACUGCUGUGACUGAAGACAAACCUGAGGUCAAUGGAAACCAGCAGGAAAAUAGCAGCAGUGUAAAAGAUUCACGGUCAUUCCUGAAAACUCCACUGAUGUUUUAGACCCACUGACUCUGCAUCAUCUAGACGCCUGCUACAAAGAAGAAUUCCAUCGGCCAGUUUGUUGGGAAUCGUACCUUUGCAACAAUUGUGUUGUUUUUUUUGAUGACUAAGCAGAGGAACAAUAAGACUACUACGAGACACACCCCCACUUUCUGAAAACACUUUAGGGGCCGUGUUCAACUUUUAUCUCUUCUCCACUAUCUUCUCCUUUUUAGACAAACUUUACUUGUUCCCCUCGUUGUCAAUCCACAUUUUCAGGACUAAAGUUAAGAGUUUUGUCACAAAGAAAAAACACGUCAAGAUGCAGGAAUGGAACCCUCUCAGUCCUAAAGAAAACAUUUGGUACUAAAGUUGAGACAUCAACUUGGUCAGACUGAAGACUUGACUCACAGGACCAGAAUAAAAACUGCUUUUAACAAAAAGGUUCAGUUUUUCUCAAUCCAGUGUCAUCCUACUGAAAGAUCACUGACAAAAAGGAGCUCAAGGGACCUGUGUCCAGUCCUUUUGGUUGUUACACCCUAGUGCAGAAUUUGGACUUGAGGUCAAAUUGAUCCAUUGGGUUUUUUCAUGUUUUUCUUUUCCAGUGGAGCAGUAUGUGACCAACAACUGCAGUUAACACGCAAAGAUACUGUAUCUCCACUAAUCUUUUACCUCUCUGUAACCACAACAUUAGUGUGAAGACACACAACUGUCUGUUUUCUAAACAUGUCCUGUUUGAAACCAAACACUUGAUAUGAACACAGGUGUAGUCAUGUGACAAGAACAGCUGACUCAUCAGGUCUGACCAGCUUUGACCCGGAUGGAACUGUUUCUAUCUGGUAUGGCUAACUGUCAUGUUAGCCCUUAGCCUUUAAUUCGUGAUGAUGGAGAAACAUCUAUUCAGUAUUCAUUAAAUCUGGCUGCAUGGCCUAAAAUGACUGUGGAUGUUAAUAUGAACACAGGUAUUGGUUAUGAUUUGAUUGUUUUUUGGUUUCUCCACACAGACAUGCAUGAUAAAACAAUCUCUUCAGCUCAUUUCUACUUCCCUUUUCUAUAAAUCUACUUCCUCUUUCUCCCCACAAUUCCUAACUUCUAUUUCCAUUAUUCUCUCUCUUUUUCAGAAGGAAUCCUUCUGAAUAUUUUGGAAGCAGCUGUUCAUUGUAUAAACUCUUUUAUAUCUUCCCAUCUGAGGGUGAAGUUUAUUUCUGAAACACAGGUUUUAAAGUAAUAAUAAACUUUUCUUUUCUUGAUGCUGAUCAGUUUUUUACAGCUUUGUCUUAAACAUGGUUAAAUUAUUUCCUCUCAUUGUUCAAACUCUGUUGGUGUCAUUGUCCUCUGCUCUGUGACUAUGAAGUUCAAGGUUUACUUCCUUGUGUAAAAACCUCCAUGUAACGUUUUUAAAAACUCUUUACUUUACUUUAAAGUGCGUUCUGCUGCCCCCGUUUAGAAUACAGUGUGGCUUGGAUGCUUACAUCCUGCACUAUUUCAGAAAAAAAUAAUUUUGGUUUUGUUACAGAGGCUCAGUUCCCACUGUUGACUCUUAGAUUAAAUGUGUCAGUGAACAGCUCCAGUGUCCACUCAUCAGCACAAUCUCCAUUUAAAUAAGGUAGAACUCUGCCUCAGUAACCAACCAGAGCUGAAUAAAACAAAUGCUCCUCAGCUCUGUCCAAAAACCAGAACCUUUUGUUCCCUCAGUACCCUUUGACUGAAGUGUGCAGUCUGUUGUGUUGCAGUUUGUUCCACUGUGUGUUUUUGUUCCUUUUUUUGUUGAUUUGUGUGGGAGCACAUGGGGGGGGGUUGGGGGGGGGGCAUGUAGAUAGAAAACAAUUUUUUCACCUGUUUUUUUUUUUUUAAUUAUUUGUUUUCUGAUCAGUCUGUCACUGUUCUUUAGGUUUGAGCUGCAAAUAUACAGUAUUAUACCAAUAACAUCCUGCUGGUGUGUUUUUCUCUGUCACACACACACACACACGGCAGCAUAACACAGAGAGGCUAAGGUGGCAUUUCCUGUUGUUGGACUCAGACAGAAAACUGUGCCAACGUGACCACUGUAAAUUCAGGAGCAUGCUAACACCUGAGUGGUAAACAUUAGAGUGAAUACAUGUGCUAGUAUAAGCUGAAGUCAAAAGUACACCAGCACUAAAGUCUGAUCACACUACGGCCUCAGCUCUGACCUUUACACACUGACCCUCUUCACCUACAUUCACACCAUCUCACAGUUACACCACAAAUGUUGGUCCAUUCACAAUAAUAAAAAAAUAAAAUCAAUAAAAAUACUUCUGCAACUCCCAUUGUAGAGCUGGGUGAUAUACAGUAUAGUCUAUUUUUAAUAUAUGGGUCAAUUUGUGGUCAAAGUGUUAUGAGAAUCUUUUUAUCACUAUAUUCACUUGACCAUAACAAUAUUUACAAGUUGAGUCAAAUAAAAUAAAAUUCCAUUUUCACAGGGUCAGAAGAGCAGCAAAACAACAUGUUCUGUCAAAAAAAAA
This is a messenger RNA of Cynoglossus semilaevis (tongue sole), 4431 nucleotides long. Its product is annotated as dachshund homolog 2. NCBI's taxonomy places the organism in Eukaryota, Metazoa, Chordata, Actinopteri, Pleuronectiformes, Cynoglossidae. The record is from RefSeq and is a predicted model, not a curated record. Gene Ontology annotation, molecular function: RNA polymerase II cis-regulatory region sequence-specific DNA binding; DNA-binding transcription factor activity, RNA polymerase II-specific. The transcript has 12 exons. The coding region runs from base 38 to 1969 and encodes 643 amino acids. Gene Ontology annotation, biological process: regulation of transcription by RNA polymerase II. Gene Ontology annotation, cellular component: nucleus; transcription regulator complex.